GUAAAUAUGAACUCUCAACCCGAAGGAAACAUGUCUGGAUCCACCCAACAAGAUGCACAUUGCAAUCCACCACAAGCGGCCGGUGGAGAAGUAGCAUCAGCCGCAACACAAGAUGGAGCUGAGACAGAUGGAUCCAGUGCGACCAUAGAUUCCGAUUCGGAUGAGCAGCAGGGCCCAGAAGGGACCCACGGACAGAGAUAUCGAUAUUCUCAAAGCCAGUUGCGUGAGAUUGGCGAACAGAUUGGGCGUCAGAUUGAGCGUCAGAUUCGGCGUCGACUUAUCUCGUCUCCACAAUAUGACUUUACGAUGCGUUUCUGGUACUAAAUGACGGCGAUGUGUGGACUGUGUCGGCGAAAAUUACACCUAAACAUCUCUUGAAAAACUUAUUUACAAAUUGUUAUUAAAUUCAUACUGUUCAAACA
Drosophila persimilis is the source of this 422-nucleotide messenger RNA. RefSeq lists its product as uncharacterized. Bases 7 to 324 code for a protein of 105 amino acids. The transcript is spliced from 2 exons. The record is from RefSeq and is a predicted model, not a curated record. Lineage: Eukaryota; Metazoa; Arthropoda; Insecta; Diptera; Drosophilidae.